Messenger RNA from Galdieria sulphuraria, 933 nucleotides. RefSeq lists its product as uncharacterized. The record is from RefSeq and is a predicted model, not a curated record. The transcript has 5 exons. NCBI's taxonomy places the organism in Eukaryota, Rhodophyta, Bangiophyceae, Galdieriales, Galdieriaceae. Gene Ontology annotation, molecular function: protein binding. Bases 5 to 904 code for a protein of 299 amino acids.
CUUCAUGUCUACCAACUUAUUACUUCCUCAAGCAACUUUAAGAGGACAUUUGGAAGGAGUUUCAGCUUUGCAGUUUUGGAAUGGCAGUCGAUACUUGGUUUCAGGUGACUAUAGUGGAAAGUUAAUUUUAUGGAACGUCAACAAUCGAGUUCCUUGUUGGAUUGACGAGAAGACCCAUACAAACUCUGCUAUUAUGGAAGUUUAUCCUUCUCCUUACAAUAUGGAAAGCUUUUAUUCUCACGACAAGACAGGGCUCGUUGUUCAUUGGCAAUGUGUCGAUGGCGAGUUAGUUGCUACUUCUCGAAGCAAAGAUACCAUUCACUUGGAAGCGAGUCAAAAGUUCCAUGUAGGAUAUUCUGGUAUAUCCAGAAGUUCCAUGUUUCAUAAUCUCUUAGCUGUUGCUCGAAGUAUGCCUCAGGACUCGUUGGUUAUUUACGAUGUGUCAUCGAAUGGAAGUUUAGAAAAGCCAAUUAUUUCUUUUGAUCAUAAUGAGAAUUUUCGUUGUGGUUUUUGUACCUUGGUCGGGUUUCUCAAUGAACAAGUUGUGAUGACUCUUCAUGAAGAUGGCUCAAUCAAGUUGUGGUCUUUGAGUCGGCAAGAAAUGACACAACAUCUCAAGUUUGGGUCUUUUACAUUGUUAUCGUAUGACAAGUAUAGUCAUUCAUCCCAUUGGAAAGUAUUGAUUGGAGGAACCCAUAAAACACUUGGCCUAUUCGACUUUGAUGGUCAAAUUCUGAAAGAAGAAUCAAAGUGUCCAUUAAAGAAGGGUGGAAUAGGAGAUAUUUCUGUUCGAGAUGAUGAACGUAUAUUGGCAGUUGCACAUUGGGAUACCAAAGUUCGUCUAUAUGAAAUACGAAAUCAAUUUAGACAAUUGGUUACUUUACCUCACAACAACCAAAGGUAAGAAGAACAUCUCUACCAACCACUUUUCUA